GCGAGCUCCCCAAUCCGAAUCCCCCGACUCCUCGCUUCCUUCCCUUUGUGGCCGAGGCCCCACGACCCGACCUCGCCGCCGCGCCCCUCCGAGAAGAGAGGGAGGCGGCCGCCCCACCCCCGCGACAUCCCGCCCGAAUCCCCCGACCUCGAUCGGGUUUGAUCCAUGGCGUCGAAGAGGAUCCUGAAGGAGUUGAAGGACCUGCAGAAGGACCCGCCCACCUCCUGCAGCGCAGGUCCUGUGGGUGAGGACAUGUUCCAUUGGCAAGCCACUAUUAUGGGGCCAUCAGACAGCCCGUUUUCCGGUGGAGUAUUUUUGGUGAACAUUCAUUUCCCACCGGAUUAUCCUUUCAAGCCGCCAAAGGUAUCAUUCCGCACCAAGGUGUUCCACCCGAACAUUAAUAGCAAUGGCAGCAUCUGCCUUGACAUUCUCAAGGAACAGUGGAGCCCUGCCUUGACCAUAUCGAAGGUGCUUCUGUCAAUCUGCUCGCUGCUCACGGACCCAAACCCUGAUGACCCGCUUGUGCCCGAGAUUGCUCACAUGUACAAGACUGAUAGGGCCAAGUAUGAGUCUACUGCACGCUCCUGGACGCAGAAGUACGCCAUGGGCUAGAAGAAGGCCAACUGGUGAAUGUGCCGAACCCGCCAAUCGAUAUCACCUGCCGAACCCGCCAAUCGAUAUCACCUAAAUAACCAGCCAAGACUCCCCCAACCAUAUGAAGGACUUUUGAGGGCUAUUAUCCUGUUGAACUCAUGUGUAACCUUGUGAAGUCCGUUUGAGUCUGGUAGUCUGUUCUACCCGACUGUUCCGUUAUCUGAAGUUGCUUCAUUAAUCAUAUUUAUAUAGUAUGUGGUGUCCGUUGCUUGCA
Messenger RNA from Phragmites australis (common reed), 868 nucleotides. RefSeq names its product ubiquitin-conjugating enzyme E2 28. The record is from RefSeq and is a predicted model, not a curated record. Gene Ontology annotation, cellular component: nucleus. Bases 166 to 612 code for a protein of 148 amino acids. Gene Ontology annotation, molecular function: ubiquitin conjugating enzyme activity. Gene Ontology annotation, biological process: protein polyubiquitination. NCBI's taxonomy places the organism in Eukaryota, Viridiplantae, Streptophyta, Magnoliopsida, Poales, Poaceae. The transcript is spliced from 5 exons.